Molecule: messenger RNA, 2070 nt
Organism: Spodoptera littoralis (African cotton leafworm)
Lineage: Eukaryota; Metazoa; Arthropoda; Insecta; Lepidoptera; Noctuidae
Source: the annotation of a GenBank genome assembly
AUGUCAGACAGCGCACAGGACGUUCUACAGGAUGCGGUAGCCGGCGCCGCCGCUGCUGCUGCCGAUGCCGCUGAUGGAUCGCUGUUUAGCACCUUUGAUAUAAUUGUUCUCGUUAUCUUAUUGGGAGGCACCAUCUGGUGGCUAUACAACUCCAAAAAGGAAAACAAAAAAGAUGAAAUUCUGCUGAGCAAAUAUUCCAUCCAGGCUGCGGGAUCCAUUCAAGUUACUGAAAAUUCUUUUAUAAACAAACUAAAGUCAUCUGGAAGAAGUUUAGUUGUAUUCUAUGGGUCUCAAACGGGUACUGGUGAGGAGUUCGCGGGACGUCUUGCCAAGGAGGGCAUACGAUACAAGAUGAAGGGUAUGGUUGCUGAUCCCGAAGAAUGUGAUAUGGAAGAACUUAUGAAACUCCAAGAAAUACCGAAUUCAUUAGCUGUGUUCUGUAUGGCAACAUAUGGUGAAGGAGAUCCCACAGACAACUCUAUGGAGUUUUAUGAAUGGAUAAAGAACGGAGAACCGGACCUAACUGGUUUAAAUUAUGCCGUGUUUGGCCUUGGCAACAAGACAUAUGAACAUUACAAUGCGGUUGCUAUAUAUCUAGAUAAACGUCUUGAAGAACUUGGCGCUACAAGAGUCUUUGAACUUGGGCUCGGAGAUGAUGACGCUAAUAUUGAAGAUGACUUUAUCACCUGGAAAGAAAAGUUCUGGCCAGCUGUAUGUGAGAAAUUCAAUAUUGAGAGCACUGGUGAAGAAGAGUUGAUUCGUCAGUUCCGUCUUGUUACUCACGGACCUGAUGACAUACAACCUAACAACAUAUUUACUGGAGAAAUUGCCAGAUUACACUCCUUACAAGUCCAGAGGCCACCUUAUGAUGCCAAGAAUCCAUUCCUUGCUCAAAUCACAGUUAAUAGAGAAUUACAUAAGGGUGGAGAUAGGUCUUGUAUCCAUGUCGAAUUGGAUAUUUCAGACUCCAAAAUGCGAUAUGAAGCAGGUGAUCAUGUGGCUGUGUACCCAAUAAAUGACUCUAACCUUGUAGAUCGUCUAGGACAAUUAACAGGGGCCAACCUUGACGAGAUCUUCUCUCUCAUCAACACUGACCAGGAAAGCAGCAAAAAGCAUCCUUUCCCUUGCCCAACCUCCUACCGUACUGCAUUAUCACACUAUGUUGAGAUUACUGCAUUGCCCCGUACUCACAUAUUAAGAGAGUUGGUUGAAUACUGUACAGAUGAAGAAGACAAAAAGAAAUUGAUGCUCAUGGCAACUAAUUCUCAAGAGGGCAAGGCCAUGUACCAAUCAUUUAUUGUAGAGGCUUGCAGAAAUAUUGUGCACAUCUUGGAAGAUGUACCAUCUUGUAAACCUCCACUGGACCACUUGUGUGAACUUUUACCUCGCCUACAACCAAGAUACUACUCCAUCUCAUCCAGUCCUAAGAUGUAUCCAGAGACAGUGCAUAUUACUGCAGUCGUUGUUCAAUAUAAAACACCUACGGGUCGCGUCAACAAAGGUGUUACGACAACAUGGUUAGCAGAUAACAAACCCGAACCCGGCAAGCCUCUUCCUCGUGUACCCGUAUUUAUCAGAAAAUCACAAUUCCGAUUACCCCUGCAAAGUCAAACCCCCAUAAUAAUGGUCGGUCCUGGUACAGGAUUAGCUCCUUUCCGUGGAUUCUUGCAAGAGCGUGCUUUCGCGCGUGCGAAUGGCAAAGAAGUGGGAGACAAUGUUCUAUACUUUGGAUGCAGACAUCGCGACCAGGAUUACAUUUAUCAAGAGGAACUUGAGAAAUACGAGCAAAAUGGUGAUGUCAAAUUGAACCUAGCAUUCUCUCGUGAUCAAAAAGAAAAAGUGUAUGUAACACAUUUACUAGAAAAAGAUAUGGAUCUCUUAUGGGAUGUCAUCGGUAAUCGUAAUGGACAUUUCUACAUUUGCGGGGACGCUAAGAAUAUGGCUGUUGACGUAAGGAAUAUUGUCUUAAAGACUAUCCAACUAAAAGGUGGACGCACAGAAGCUGAAGCUGCACAAUUUAUCAAGAAGCUUGAGUCUAUGAAGAAAUAUUCUGCUGACGUAUGGAGUUAA